CAGCAUCAUCAUCAUCAUCACCACUCGCUUUGUCACCAAGAUGUACACAGCCCUUCUCAUGCAGGUCAAUCAUCAUCAGGAUCAUCAUCAGCAUCAUCAUCACCAUCAUCAUCACCACUCGCUUUGUCACCAAGAUGUACACAGCCCUUCUCAUGCAGGUCAAUCAUCAUCAUCAGCAUCAUCAUCACCACUCGAUUUGUCACCAAGAUGUACACCGCCCUUCUCAUGCAGGUUAACCAUCAUCAGCAUCAUCAUCAUCAUCAUCAUCACCACUCGCUUUGUCACCAAGAUGUACACAGCCCUUCUCAUGCAGGUCAAUCAUCAUCAUCAGCAUCAUCAUCGUCACCACUCGCUUUGUCACCAAGAUGUACACCGCCCUUCUCAUGCAGGUCAAUCAUCAUCAUCAGCAUCAUCAUCACCAUCACCACUCGCUUUGUCACCAAGAUGUACACAGCCCUUCUCAUGCAGGCUGCUCGUGAGUUUCCGGGAUUCAACCUCGAGGCGGUGAACAACCACGAUGGACUCACCCCACUCAAGAUGGCCGCCAAGAUGGGCAAGAUCGGGAUCUUUGGCCACAUGUUACGUCGCGAGGUUGCCGACCCGCGUGUCCGCCACCUCUCCCGCAAGUUCACCGACUGGGCCUACGGUCCGGUCUUCUCGUCCCUCUAUGACCUGUCCAGCAUCGACACCUUCAGCGAGAGCAACUCGGUGCUGUCCAUCAUCGUCAACGGAGGCAACAUCCAGAACCGACACGAGAUGCUCAGCAUGGAGCCCCUGCACGAGCUGCUUGAGGACAAGUGGGCAAAGUUUGGGGGCUGCCUGUUCUACCUCAGCCUGGCCGGAUACCUCGCCUACCUGGUGGUCUUCACCCUCGUCGCCUACCACAGGCCCACAGGACCCACGCUGUCACUGGAAUACUCAACACGUCACGACUACUUCCGUCUGGCCGGAGAAAUCAUCACGGUGCUGGGAGCUGCCCUUCUCUUCUUCAUGGAGGUCAAGAAUUUGUGUCUAAGGCACUGUCCCAGUUUUCAGACGAUGCUUGUGGAUGGCUCUUUCCAGUUGCUCUUGUAAGUACACAGA
Messenger RNA from Petromyzon marinus (sea lamprey), 1083 nucleotides. Lineage: Eukaryota; Metazoa; Chordata; Hyperoartia; Petromyzontiformes; Petromyzontidae. The record is from RefSeq and is a predicted model, not a curated record.